Messenger RNA from Elaeis guineensis (African oil palm), 1762 nucleotides. Its product is annotated as homeobox-leucine zipper protein ATHB-16. Gene Ontology annotation, molecular function: DNA-binding transcription factor activity, RNA polymerase II-specific; sequence-specific DNA binding. NCBI's taxonomy places the organism in Eukaryota, Viridiplantae, Streptophyta, Magnoliopsida, Arecales, Arecaceae. Gene Ontology annotation, cellular component: nucleus. Gene Ontology annotation, biological process: positive regulation of DNA-templated transcription. The record is from RefSeq and is a predicted model, not a curated record.
CCCCCCACCCCCCGAGCUCUCAGUUCUCCUCUCCCCCUUCCCUUCUCCCCACCAUUCCUCUUGGGCUAUGAGCGCUUUUGGGGAUUCACUCAGUGGGAUGUGUUUAAGGUGAUGGGCUCUGAAGGAGAGGAGAUGGAGAAGAAGGACCCUCCCACUCCUACUCCUCCAUCUCUCGUAGUCUCUCACUCACUCACUCGCAGCUGCUCCCCCAGCCGCUGUGUGGAAUCUCUCAUCCCCACCUCCUCCGAGAACACAAACCACAACACGUCUCUAGAAGAGAGGAAGUGUGUGUGAAGCCUUCUGUUCAUAUUUGCACCACCUCUAUUCCUUCAAACAAUCUCUUGCACGCAACCAGAUCCCCCAGAUCUAUUAUUGUUGGUAUUAAUUGGGUUCACACUCACCAUACCAACCACCAUGAAGCGGCUCAGCAGCAGCUCGGAUUCUCUCAUCCCCAUCUGUCCUACUGGAGACGAGAAGGGGAUGUAUGGAAGGGGAUUCCAGCCCAUGAUGGACGGGCUGGACGAGGAGGAGUGCGGCGACGAGGAGCUUUGCUCCGGCAGCCAGGGCGGCGGCGGCGGCGGAGGAGGCGGCGGCGAGAAGAAGCGCCGGCUGAGCGUGGAUCAAGUGAGAGCUUUGGAGAAGAAUUUCGAGUUGGAGAACAAAUUGGAGCCGGAGAGAAAGGUGAGGCUGGCCCAGGAGCUCGGCCUCCAGCCCCGGCAAGUCGCGGUCUGGUUCCAGAACCGCCGCGCCCGGUGGAAGACCAAGCAGCUGGAGCGCGACUACGCGGCCCUCAAGGCCAGCUACGAUACCCUCCGCGUGGACUUCGACGCGCUCCACCGCGACAAAGAAGCCCUCCUCGCCGAGAUCAAGAUGCUGAAGGAGAAAUUAGGAGAUCAGGAGGAGAGUCCGAGCUUGUCCUCCGUGAAGGAGGAGCCGGUGGUGUCGGAAUCCGAGAACAAGGCCUCGGAGGAGCCACCGGCGCCGGUGUACAAGGACGGAUCGUCGGAGAGCGACUCGAGCGCGGUCCUCAACGACGUGCUGAACGACGAGAACAGCCCGCACGAUCGGGGGAUGUCCAUGUCCUCCUUCGGAUUCGAGAACUCCCCAUCCUUCCCAUGCUCGCCACCAUCAUUGCUGAAUUCCGACUCGAGACAACCAAAGGGUGGAUUCUUCUUCCAACACCAGCUGCUAAAGAUGGAAGACGGUGGACUUCUCGGCGGAGAAGAGCCAUGCCCUAGUUUCUUCUCAGAUGAUCAUGCGGCCACCCUCAAUUGGUACUAUGCGGAGCAGUGGACCUAAAUGGAGGAGGAGGAGGAGGAGGAGGAGAAUAAUAAUAAUAAUAGUAAUAAUAGUAUGGGAAGGAGUUAGGGGAGGUUUUUUAAGAUUUUUGUAAAAUUGGAAAUGUAUGUAGCUUUUGGGAUGGGAGCUGUGUAAUGAUGUACAAAAAGCCUUUUCCGGGUUGGAGAGGAAGAGAGAGAGGAAGAGGACGGGAAGGUGUGGGAGAGAGAGAGAGAGAGAGAGAAAGCUUGAUCUCUUUUUAUCUCAAAUAAAGAAUCCUUUUAAUAUUUAGUUAAAUAAAGAAAAAAAAAUGGAGUAGAAUAUUGGGUGAUUGGGGAUAUAAUAUUAUAAUGAUGAGAUGGUAUUCUGCUUCAUCGGUGGAGGGUUCACGUGGUUCUGGUAUGGGUGGUGACGUUGCCAUUUCCUUUUCUUCUUUUGUCGUGAUAUAAUAUUAUAAAAAAAGGACUGUUGGGGUCUCCCCAAA